AUGUCGACUCGGAGAUUCGUGGAGACCCCGAUGUCGUUCGAUGAGAACGCAACUUACACCCCAACUCAACAAUACACAACGGUGUCAGGGGCACUUCCCAAUGCGAAUCCCAGCGCACGGUACGCGUUCACUGCUACUCCGCCUCUAAACAACAGUGAGACUGUCAUCGUCGACAAUAACAGAUUCAGUCAAGCGUCGCAUCAGUUUUCGGAAGGAGACUAUAUCCCUCCAGGAUUCUUCCAACGCGCAAAUCUAGACGGGUUUACCCGUCGAUUUAAUUCUUGCCAAUGGACUUACGAGAUGAGGCGGGAGGCCCAGCUGAUUCUCCCGUUUCUGGCACUUGGCCCACAGCUUGCUCUACGCGACACGCAGAAGCUCCAGGAGCGAGGCUUCACUUUGCUUCUUGCUAUUCGUAAUACCCACUCUGCCCAGGCGCGUCUGGUGUCUGGCGAAAAGGCGGCCACAGAGCUGGGUAUCAUGGCCGAUACAAUCGAUGUCCUGGAUGGGCAGGAAUUGAUUUCUUCCUUUCCCCGCGCAAUCAGACGAAUAAAUGAUCAUCUUGCGGGUGGGAACGGCUCUGUACCAGCGAGGAGGAAAGUGCUUAUUUUCUGCGAGUCGGGUAAUGACCGUUCCGCUGUCGUGACUGUGGCUUAUAUCAUGGUCAUGCUGAAUAAGACUGCUCAAGAGGCAACUCGGCUUAUCCAAGAGAAUAGAUACUGUGCUUCAUUUGACGAGCCUAUGAGGACUAUCCUACGGUCGUUUGAGGAUAUUCUUGGCGCAAAGCGUGUCGUGGAGUCGGUGACGCGUUCUGCUAGCCGCUCUGGGGCCCUGAGACUCGAACCUCCAUCUGCUGCGCAGGCUAUUCAUAGAAAGCGCAGUUUCGCAGAUCGCCUUAUUGAAGAGAAUGUUGCGGAUCAUGGGGAUAUGGACCUUGAUGAUGAAGAUGAUUUAGCAGAGCGGAGGCCUCUUGCACCCUUUGAAGACCGUCUCCCUGUAUAA
Messenger RNA from Penicillium chermesinum, 999 nucleotides. Its product is annotated as dual specificity protein phosphatase family protein. Gene Ontology annotation, molecular function: protein tyrosine/serine/threonine phosphatase activity; F-box domain binding. Gene Ontology annotation, biological process: protein dephosphorylation; negative regulation of SCF-dependent proteasomal ubiquitin-dependent catabolic process; negative regulation of protein binding. Gene Ontology annotation, cellular component: cytoplasm; nucleoplasm. The transcript is spliced from 2 exons. The record is from RefSeq and is a predicted model, not a curated record. NCBI's taxonomy places the organism in Eukaryota, Fungi, Ascomycota, Eurotiomycetes, Eurotiales, Aspergillaceae. Bases 1 to 999 code for a protein of 332 amino acids.